AUGCAACAACAAAUGCGUCGUGUACAAAUUGAUAAUCAAUCAAUAAAUUCAGUUGGUUUAGAAGAAGAAGAACAACAUUGGAAUUAUCGACCUUUGAUUGCAAUCAUUGUUGCACCAACUACUCAAUUAAGACUUGAUGAAGAAGGAAAAGUGAAAAUAGAUGCUCUAUGUGGUCUUGCUUUUAAUCUAGUAACAAAUAUUUCACUUAUUCCUGAUCAUCAUAUGGAUAUUGAUUUUUAUCUACAAAUAUCAACUGAAGAUCUUAUUCGACUAUUUUUUAUUUUAUUUUAG
This is a messenger RNA of Rotaria sordida, 291 nucleotides long. The record is from the annotation of a GenBank genome assembly. NCBI's taxonomy places the organism in Eukaryota, Metazoa, Rotifera, Eurotatoria, Philodinida, Philodinidae.